AUGUAUGUGAAAUGGUUUGAUGCAGGAAUGUUAUAUUAUGUGAUUUUAGUGUAUUUAGUGAAUGUCACUUUUUGUCAUUUUCAAAUUUCCCGCCGUUCCGUUCUCUGUACGUCCCGACGUCGCAGGGAAUGGAACCCGGAAGACAGAUGCCGGCAUCGGCCGGAGGACAUUGCCGGGGACACUGCAGGAGGGACAUCACGGGAGCGCAGGACAAGGUAAGAGAAGAACAGAUCCCGGAGCAACGCUGCAGUGUAUUCCCGAGUGUAGCUCGGGGUUACCUCUUGCGCUACACUCAGGAAUACCACCAGGGAGGCUACGGCAA
This is a messenger RNA of Staurois parvus, 322 nucleotides long. The record is from the annotation of a GenBank genome assembly. NCBI's taxonomy places the organism in Eukaryota, Metazoa, Chordata, Amphibia, Anura, Ranidae.